AAACUGUGCGCAGUUAGCAGUCUCGAAUACGACAGGUUGACGUUAACCCUAGUUAUCCCUAACACGGAAGUUGAUACGUCCUCGGGCUCCCACAUUAAAGAGUAACUAUAUUUCGAACCUUUUCGAUUUUUUCUGAUUUCAUUUAGGUUAAGGAGCGUUAUGUCACAGUCUUUACAGUGAAAAUGCGUGACAGGUUUCGUAAUGUAUUGAGGAAGGUUUCUAGUUUUGUGUCAGCUUUCGAGUUUACGAGUGGGGUCGUGUUUGUAGUCACACUAUCUUGUGUCCUGAGCAUCGUUACGCAUUACUUCAACAUCUCGGGACAUGCACUAAGUCUGGAAUCCAGCGUUGUUCUCAACGGCCAUGUUCACAAACUCCUCACCUACUGCUUCUACCAUAAGGAUGUGGGACACCUCUUUCUCAGUGUGGCUGUGCUGGUGGUGUUCUGCAGUGGAUUAGAGAAAGGAGUUGGCACAGUGCGAUUCCUACACCUUUUACUUUUUCUUGUCACUUCUAUUGGCCUAUUACAUGUACUACUGGAGCUGUUGUUGUUUUCUCCAUCUACAAGGAGCUCAGUUUCAGGCCUAAUCCCAGUAUCUCUCGCCAUGCUGGGCAUGGUGACCAUCAGUUCCCGCAUGAGGAAGGCAUUCCUGCUAGGCUUUACUGUGCCCACUGCAGCCUUGCCCUGGCUCCUGAUGCUCAUUGUUUAUUUCUUUAUCCCAAAUAAUGUAUUCUUAUGCAAUGUCCUGGCCGUAAUCACUGGGCAGAUGUAUGGGAUGAAAUGGUUUUCAGUGUUGCAGAUGUCUGAGUCCAAAGCUUGUGUGUUUGAGAAGAUGGUGCCAUUCAGAUUGCUGAAGAAAAUAACAUGUGUGAAUUUUGUCCCUGCAUCUGCAGGGGAGCGAAAAAAGAUCCUGCACACAAUAUGCAGCCCAUCACCCGGCUCAUACCCUGUCCAGGCUUAUGCUCCAGCAUCUAUGUUUGCUUCUCAAGCUACAGGAACUGCUCCAAGCAGUGUAGAUGGUUGGUCACAUUCAACUAUUAUCCAACAGAACUACACAAUACCUUCACUAAACCCUGGAUAUAGCGUUGGGCCCAAAUUUGGAUCCAGCCAUGGGCAAACACAUGGGCAUACACAUGGGCAUACACAUGGGCAUACACAUGGACAUGUCUGUGGACAUAGCCAUGGACACAGUCAUCAAUAUCAGGCCAGCAACUUUUGGAUGUCAGAGGCUCCUUAUGCCCAUUCUCAUUUUAGCCCUCCUAAGAAUAUGGAUGUACAAUCUUUUGGUAACCUAUCACACACAGCAGCUCAAGCAGACUUUGUGGCAUCUGUCCCUGUGCUGUCCAGUUAGCAAUAUGAGUGGUGCAGUCCACCCAAAAUCUAAAGAAAAAAAAACGAAUAUAGUGAUGCUGAACCAUGACAGAAAAAAAUGUUAGGCACUCUGUAGCUAAACAGAACAAGCCAGCCAUGAAUCAGUGUAACUUUUGAUUUUGUGAUGCUCUACCUACAAGCUGAUAUGGUGCAUUUACUUUUUUCUUUUAAUCUUUUGUUGCUUUACAUUGUGUAAGAAAUAUAGCAUAACAAAAAAGCAAAAAGAGAUUUGUACAUUAAAAUAAAAAAAAAAUCUCACAUUUACAUGAA
Pangasianodon hypophthalmus (striped catfish) is the source of this 1639-nucleotide messenger RNA. RefSeq names its product rhomboid domain containing 2 (gene rhbdd2). NCBI's taxonomy places the organism in Eukaryota, Metazoa, Chordata, Actinopteri, Siluriformes, Pangasiidae. Gene Ontology annotation, cellular component: membrane. The record is from RefSeq and is a predicted model, not a curated record. The coding region runs from base 183 to 1349 and encodes 388 amino acids. Gene Ontology annotation, molecular function: serine-type endopeptidase activity. The transcript has 4 exons.